This is a messenger RNA of Polychytrium aggregatum, 2145 nucleotides long. RefSeq lists its product as uncharacterized. Lineage: Eukaryota; Fungi; Chytridiomycota; Chytridiomycetes; Polychytriales. The transcript has a single exon. The record is from RefSeq and is a predicted model, not a curated record. Bases 292 to 1662 code for a protein of 456 amino acids.
GCUUUCUUCUGCUCUGCUCAGCCCUGCUCUGCCAAUUCAGCUCUGCCUGCUCUUUCUGCUGCUGCCGCUGACAGCCAGCCUCAGUCGAUCUUGUCCGUGUCCGCAUCCGCAUCCUGCCCACUGGCUUCAUCAGUCCGUCGUCCUGCUCGUUCGGCCACCAAAUAAAAGCCCGCCGCCCACCCCCUGCUCUCGGCCUCCGGAUCGACGUUUUCAUACCCGCACCGCCUCCAGACCGACAGCCCGCCUCGCUCUCCCUGGUUCGUCUCAAGUUUGCCUCUCGGCACUUUCAGCAUGCUGUCAUCCCACGCCUCUCCUCGCUCCCCUCGAGCACAUCGCUUCCAGGGGUUGCCUCUGUCGCCUCUGGCCACCACCACCGAGGCCCUGCUGAGCGACAUCGAUGCCGCCAUCAACGACUUGGCCGUCGAGGCCGAGGAUAUGCGCUCCCCUCUCGACCGCCCCGCUGCCCUGUCGACGGCGGCGCCGCCGAGCCCUAUCGAGUCCCGCCGGGUCCUGGAAUCCCAGGGCCAUCCGCGGCCCAGCCGCCGGCCUUACAUCGGUCCGGUCGUUUCGUCCAUCAUUGGCUCUGGCGAUUACUGGGGCUACCUCCAGCGCGCUCGUCCGCACUCCGACCCCAUCGUCACCCACAAGCUCUUCUUCCUCCUGCAAAACUACACCCUCUACGUCUACAAGCAGUACCACCCAAACGUCUCUGCCAUCGACCACAUGGAGCUCACCGCCUUCUCGACCGCCGAGGUCGGCCACGCUGGGCUGUGGGUCGUUGACCUGUCGGAGGAUGGCCGUCCCGAGCCUCUCACCCCGCUUUCCCCCCGAUUCGAGCGGCUGCCGUCCAAGCGGAUAUGGUCGCUCCACUGCACCAACCGCGAUGAGAUGCUGGCCUGGCUCGAGGUCUUUCGCUCGGCCAUCUCCCGGCUGCAGAACGGCGCCGAGCCCAUUCGCCAUCCGUCGCCCCAGCCGUCACCCCAGCCAUCCCUGGCCCUUGGUCGCUCACGCUCGCUCUCGGACCGACCUAGAGCCCGCGACUCGCAGAGCCCGCACUCCCCGCAGUCGCCGAGCCGACCACCGCUACCGGAUAUGCUGAGGCAUCCCUCCAACACCUCCGACAGCCUUGAGGCCUUCCGGGUUGGCGGCGCGCGGCGGCCCUCCAAUGCCUCGACAGACCUCAGUUCCGGAGGCGAUCCUGCCACGCCGGUUCGCCGCACCCCGCCCCUGGGCUCGCUCGAUGCCCGCGGCCAUCGCCGGACAGGCUCCUCGGCCUCCAACUCGGGUGCCUACUCAACCAUGCGCUCGGUGCCGGGCGCUGCCUUUCCUGUCUCUCCUGCCAUGGCCGAGGGGCUUCCGCACCCAGGCGGAUCUCCUGCAUCGUCAUUCUCGGGCUCCGUUCAGGUGCCGACCAUGGCUGGUUCGUACACCGAGAGCAACACUCACAUGGACCAUGUCCGCAACUCGGUGCAGCCUCGCCCACAGCGCGGCAGCUCGCUGGACAUACCCCGUCCCGGUGUUCCUGUCGACAUCCAGGACGGACGUCGUCUGCAACAGGUUCGCAUCAAGGACAACAUCUUUGCCGGAAAGAGCCGAACAACAACAAAGCCCCCGAUGAUCAGCAUCCUCAACAUGACCUCGUUGACAACCGGUGCACUCUGAGGCACCGCGGUCUCGUCCUCUGCGAUCUCGUCCUCCGCAAUCCCGUCCUCCGCAAUCUCGUCCUCCGUGGUCUCGUCCUCCGCGGACUUUCACCUUCCCCUUUUUGCUCUCUGGGAUAUUAUUCUGUCGAUCGUGCUUUGCUUCCUCUCCAGCCUGGGCAUCUUGGUGUUGCCUGGCGCCUCUCCUUGCCAUUGCUCUGCUUGUUUUGGGGCUCUCUUGAUUUUGUGUAUUGCUUUGACCUGGACUGCAGUCUCGGUUUCGGCCUGCAGUCUCGGCCUGCAGUCUCGGUCUGCAGUCUCGGAUAGCGCACCAAGCCAGGCUUUUUUUUUUUUUGUCUGUGCAGCGCUAUUGUUCCUGCGCCUAAUCCUGGAUUAUUCGGGGCUCGCUUUCUGGUGGAUUUCGUUCUUGUCUAUAUUUAUUGCGCAUCCAGCUUCCAUCGUUCCUCUUUGAAUGGAAUAUAUGCACUGCUAUGCAUCCGGACAA